This is a messenger RNA of Amblyraja radiata (thorny skate), 8227 nucleotides long. RefSeq lists its product as uncharacterized. The transcript is spliced from 2 exons. The record is from RefSeq and is a predicted model, not a curated record. Lineage: Eukaryota; Metazoa; Chordata; Chondrichthyes; Rajiformes; Rajidae. The coding region runs from base 154 to 7800 and encodes 2548 amino acids.
CCCCUUUACUUCCCUCCCUCCCUCCCCCCCCCCAUCCCUCUGUCAGUCCGGCUGCCUUGCACCAACUAGACGGAGGUAGAGGUGUGGACAGGAGGCAGGAGGCAAGCUGGCACCUCCACCCCAACACGCCAGCCCCGUCAACACAGCUCGACAAUGCCGGUGAAAGAUGCCGCAAACAUGCACUCGGAUUUCCAGCCCAAACUACUGAGCCCAGACCUCUCCCCCGAUGUGUCUUGUGGAUCGACCCACGGGGUGACCCCGACAGACCUGACUCCAUCGCUGGACUCCCCGUCGCCGGACUCUCCCUACUUGAUGCCGCUUGCCGCCGACGCGUCCAAGUGGCCGACGGGAGGGGAGCGUGGCCUUGUCUCCGCCGCCGGCUCCGGUGUGGACUUGGCCGCGCCCAUCAGCCGGCCCGCCGAUGAGGAAACCCGGCCCCAGCCCGAAGGAGCCAGCUGCGAUGCCGACGCCGGUCACUCCUACCCCGAAUCGGCCGAAGCCGCGCCGCCAGUCAGGGCGGCCGCCCCGUCUGAUCUCCGUCCCCCUGAGCGCAAGGUGGGAGUCCCUCGGGAAAUGGUGGGCCUCUUUGGACUGAGCACCGCCGACGGCCACCAGCCGGUCGCGCCCGACGCCGGCGCGGGGGUCUCCAAAGUGGAAGGUCCGGACGUGAGGAGACACCCUCGGGAAGGUCCAACGCCCAGUGAAAACCCUCCCUCGGGAAGUUUGGAGGCCCGCGCCGGCGUCUCGGAGGCGGGAGGCUUUCCGGAGACGGGCACCACCCCCAGAGAGGAACCGGACGGGGACACGCAACUGGCGGACACCAAAGCGGGCAGGGAGGCCGACAUGCCCGUUCCUUUGCCUCUGGUCGGGAAGGACGUGGAGCGCGCGGAAACGGACCAAGAUGCGCUGAGCGUAGGCGAGGACGAAGCUGGUCUUGCCGAGGCUACGCUUGGCCCCGCUGACCUCCCUCCCUGUGACAUGAGUGUGGGCAUGGAGUACCCGCCAACGCCAGAAGCUCAGGACUUUCCAAGCAUUGGAAGGGAGCGUUCUGCCCUCGUAGACCUGCUCGAUCUGGUGACAAGCGCUGACAGCGGGAAGGACGAAACUUCUCAAGGUCAGGAUCACGCAACCAUUUGCCACACUGACGUGGCUUGGUCUUACUUGGAACCCACCAAAGAAUUGCUGGUGCCCUGCAGCCCAGCGGACCUGGCGUUCGCCACGGAUCAGGACCUUUUCUUCACCGCGCCAUCCACCCCAGUGAAGAUGGCCAGCGGGGCCCACAAGUACUUUGCAUUCCUGAAGCCCGGCUUGCACGAGGAAUGCGCGGAGGCCGCGGAGAGCGAAGACAGCGAGGACUGCGCCUGCUCCCCGCCCACCUCCCCCUCCGGCUCGUACAGGACGGCGGACGGGAGCAGCUGGACAUCGUCGGGGACCCCCAACACCUCCUUGUCCUGCUCCCCCAACCUGCUGGCCGAGGCGGAAGCCAUGGAGGUGCCCGCCUGCUACGUUGAGUCGCUGUCGGCCUUCGCCGAGGAGCUGAACGAGGAGGUCCCGCCUCUGCCCAGCGCCCCUCACUACAGCGUGGCCGACGAGGACAUUUGGACCUCUACGGAGGAGUCAACUGAACGGUGCCUUACCGAAACGCAAGAUGACCUCGUUCCGUUGGCGUUCGAUAACGAAAAUCUGGAGACCAGCGAAGACGAGGCGGGCGUGGGUGAAAAUGGGAUUGACGCCGACUGUGGAGAUGAAUGGGACGGGGGUGAACACGAAGAUGACUCGGAUGAAGACGGGCAAGAAAAUAUAACCCGGGACAUUUCCAGCACUAGUUCUGGAUUAACUCAGGCCCUGGACACGACAAACUGCGACACCGAACUAGGGGGCUCACCAAAGACCACACCGAAUGUUACAGGCGUGGAAGACAUUUCUUCCCGUGGAAACUUCGAAGGUGCACCAGAGUCUCGUCGGCAGGAAGAAGCUACGCCAGAUCCAAUGUGCAUGGGGGAAUUUAAUGAUGGUGGAUUUAGUAGCGGGAAUAUUGUGACCACACUUGGGAAUACAGGCAACCGGGUGGAAUUGGAAUUGGAAUUGGCGGACAUUAACGUCGAUGACCUCUCCUGGCGGGAUGAGCCCAACCCAGGUCAGGAUCGAGUUGGGGAAGGAAGCACACAGCCACUGGGCCUGGUCGUCAGCAUAUCCUGCCCGAAGUCAGAAGAGGGCGACGUGUUUUCGGAGUUGCGCUGCAUGACGGUGGAAGAGGUGGGCGUGGACUACGAGCUGGGCGAGGGCGCCGUUUUCCCGGCGGGCGAUUACCUGCUGGCCGAGGAGAGGCGCGGGUAUGGGAGACAUCGCGGCGGCCGGCGUGCCAACGCCCCCCUGGCUUCCUCCGAGGAGCUGGCCGAAGAUUACAACGACUCGGCCACCGAGGAAAGGAGCGGCCUCCCCGGUCGCGGCUCGGAGGUCAGCGUCAAGCCGCCGAUCCCGGGGCCGCUCGAUCAGACGUUUACCGCCGGCGUGCCGCUCGACAGUUUCCUCGAAGUUGAAGACGAACUCGAGGGGUCCCUGCCUCUGGAUUUGGGGGUCUGUUCCCCUCCAGAGGGACGGGGUGAAGCAUCGGAGACGGGAAGAGGAAGGGGGAGCGGAAGCCCCGAGGUGGGAACCGGGGCAACGCCGCAAUCUCCGUGGCAAACGCAGCCGGUCGGCGAGAGGAUGGUGCCCUUGUCCUCGCUGUCCUUUCUGGGCAGUAUCAUCUUCGAGGCGGAAUCUAUCGAGGUGACUUCGGUGGCCCCGGCAGAGCGGGGCGUUGGCACCGAUAUUACCGCCCCCCACAGAGUCGACGAUGGAGGCCGCGCCGCCGGAGACGGCCACGGCGUUGGAGGAGAAGAAGACGAGGACAGCUCGGCGUCCUUCCUCCACUCGCUGUCCGAGAACUCCAUCACGGCGGGCGUCGAUGAGUCCUUCGCCUUCCAGGACACCGCGUCCGAAUCGUCGGCCUCCGCUUCCCUGGACGGGGAGGACGAGAGGAUGUCAGCCGACCACUACGAGCUGCCGCCGGCGCCGGGGGCCGACCGGGUGGAGAGCGUGGCGGCGGAGGAGACGUGCGCUGGUCCGGACGAUGGCGACGACGAGGACGACAGCGAGGAGGAUGAGGAGGAAGAGAUGUCUUCGUCCGGCUCCCAGACCAGCACCGAGGCGUGCGGGCCGUACUGCACCGUCGGCAUGGCGCCGACCAUUUUGCCGCCGCACCGCCACGGGGACUCCCACUCCGAAGGAUCGCCGGAGAGACGCAGAAAAGAACCCGAGGGCGUCGACACCAGCGGCGGGGACGGCUCUCCAUCCUUGACCCUCGCGGAAGUGACCGAACCGCCGCAAGGUCAGGAUUCUCCGCCAGAGACGGGCGGUUUCGGGGCGGAGGAUCCGCCCUCCCGGCUUCUCCCCAGCCCGUCAGACGAGUCUCGCCAAACACCCUCGGCCCAGGGCGCUGACGCUAGCCCGGAGAAUCCUCCAGAGGCGGCGGUGAAGGUUGACCAGAUUGAGGCGCGUCGUACGGAUUCCAUCAGAUCGGAUCCGGCCAUUUUCAACACCCCCGAGUCCUCAUCUCCCGGCCAAUCCCAAACUAUAGAUACCCACGGAGGCAAUGGAAGACCAACGUCUCUUGGUUCCGCACCAGAUUCCUCAGAGGAAGAUCUGUCCUUUGACUCCUCAGCCCUUGGGGAGACGAGUGGCGAAUUGGCGCCAAGUCUAAGGCGAUCGCCAGAAUUGGAACCUCUCUCUACCUUGCACCGAGCUCAAUCCGGUGGCUGUGGUGAAGCCCCAACCAUGCCUCUGGACACGAGGGACCACCCGUCCACGUGGUCAAAGUCAGAGCGUCUUCCGUCGCAUUUGGAGAAGACGAAGGUGAACGAAGAUGAGCUUGACGUGGAACUGGCCUCCGAUCUCCCCGAGGGCAUGAAUAAGUUUGACGACCCUCGCGAUCUCCUCGCUGGGGCGUCGCCCGGGGGCGACGAGAUCAAGGGACCCAAUGUAGAGAUGGCCUUGAACGUCCCUGUGGACCUGGCCAACGAGGUGGACCUCCCUAACGUCAGCUCCAGCGAGUCCAACUCGGAGAACAACAGCAACACUGUGGUCACAAUACAGAAGCCAUGCGGAGGAAGCCAGUACUCGAUUGGGAAGACCAUAGAUUCCUCAAACAUCAAUGUCGUCGGCGAGGAUUUAGAGUCGGUUUGUAAGAAGAUCGAUAAUCAGUCUACUUGUCUUGAAGAGACUGAACUCUCUCCCUGCGGCAGUCCGUUCCACUUGGAUGCGGCCAUGUUAAAUAUCCCCGAGUCUUCAUCUCCUGGCGCAUCGGAAGUUGCAGGUACCCAGGGAGACGAUCGAAGGCCGACGUCUCCGUGUUCCGCGCCGGAUUCCUCAGACGAGAGCGCGGCGGAGGACCGUGACGUUCCUCUCCCUGCCGCGGAGCCGUUGGAAAUGUCGCCCGGAAGAAGCCUGGCUGUGGGACCUGGCACCGUCAUCGCCUUGGGCUUCCGAGACAUGCCUCUGCCUCCCCAUGGAACCGGGAGCGCGCGCCACCUUGGGCCGAUCGAGGGAGGACCUCCUUCCUUGCCGACCGCCGGCCAGUCCGAAGCCAAGUCUGGCCUCAACAACCUUUCCGGUCUCACGAGCGCCGGGAAAACCGCUGGAGCGGACACAAAAAACUCGGGAGGAGAUCGUUUGGAAGAGCAACACGACGAGAUGUUCAACAUUGCACCGACAGAAGUGAUGAACAUUGUUCCCAUGGACAGCCCAGUGAAUGGGGACACGGAAUCUGGGUUGGAGAUGGAGGAUGAUGCCAUGACCAGUGUAGCAGAACCUUCUGAACCUCCACCCUUGGCUGAAGACACCAAAACUAUAGAUGCCUUAGAGACCCAUAACCCUAUUGGUAGCACCGGUCCUUCAGUAGAUGCUAGUCCUCAAGAGGAAGUGACCUCAUCGGAUUCAUUCCACUUCCUGUCCAUCGAGAUGGAGUCCAGUUACUCCGAACCAUCGCUGGGUGAACCAGAUCAACAAUUAGAGGACCAGCGGGUCAAAGAUGGAGCAGACAUCAAAGCUUGUAGUAUUGGUAGUCAAAAACAUUCUGAUGCUCGGCAAAAAGUUGACAUUGACCAAGAUAAUAGGCCAGAUCCUGAGUUUGGCCCAAACUCUACAUUAAGACAAGAUUUGCUUCUGCGUUCAGUCUCCUCGUCGCAAGGACACUUUGAGCCCAUUAGGUUUGCAAGUGUUCAGACUGCAACUGCCGUUGGCCCACUGAGGGCCCUGAGCUCCACUUUCGAAGUGGGCGCGCAUCCGAUGGCCAGCUCGGGAGGGAUCGCGGGCCAGAUCAGACCUCCCACCACGCCUCUGGAACCCGUGGAAGAUGUGGGCGAUGAGGAGGAGCCCUCCGACGUCCUGCCGGGCAACGGCGGCAGCGGCGGCAGCGUUGGCGAGACGACGAAAGACUUGGAUACGAUCCAGGAGGAGAGCAAGGAACAGAUGGAGCUCUUGGACAGCUUGCCGGACAUGACCCACCCCGGGGAAGACACAGAUCCACCACUGGAGAAUCUUGCCCACACAUUUGCGAAUCAAAUGAUAAAAGAUUAUCAAGCGGAGCUUUACAAAAAUACAUCGGAACCGGACAGUGUCGACUCAUGGACCACAAAGCCAGCAGGCACCGAUCGCCUUGGGACAGAAGAGGCUUCAAGUGCAUCAGCUUUCCAAAGUCAAAGUCAAUUUUAUUCGACAAAGAUCCAGGGGACAGAGGAUGGGGAUUUUGUGGGUCAGUUGGGAACGACCAGUUCCCACCCAGGGGAUGGUGCUUGUAAACUGGACAGUUCCAUUAGAGUAGAAAAUGAUAAUGGUCAAGCAGAAGCUUCUGGCUUCCCAUCAGAUGAUAGCACCCGCAGAUCCACCGUUGUAGAGUUGGCGGACGCUUGCACGGCUGGCCGUGUGCUGCCGUCCAAUGCCGAACCGGAAGAUGCUUCCAUUCAACCAAAGGCCAUGAAUGGAAUGGGAGAGGAAGAUGUUCGUUCCGGGAAAUCGGACGUUUCGGGUGUCGUCCCAGAAGGUGCAGGCCCCGCGUUGGACGAGGGGGGAGGGGAUUCUGUCGGUCGCUUGGAGGUCUCCGACAACAAGCCAAGGAAUGAUCCCGACCAAUCCGGAAUCACGGCCAUAACACUGGACGAUAACGGAAAUGGAAUUGUGUUGCCCGGAGCGUCACCGGAUGGACUUGCACGUAAACAAGAUGCGCCAGUUGGAGAUGGCGACGAGCAAGUGGUAAGCAUCUGUUCAGGGAGCAGCGUUGAGAUGGUGGAGGUCCCUGACUCAAGGAUGGGGGGCACUGACUCUGUUGACGUCGUUGUGUCAGACGUUGACGACCAUAAGUCAACGAUGGAUGGACCGGUGGCUCCGAUGGACACAUUGCCGGCCGGAGAUGUUGACGGGCUUGAAGAAACGGGCGCUCUACCAGUGGAAGAGGAGAGUGCGUUAGCGGUCGGCGUUGCCCAAACAGGAGGAGAUCUCAGCCGGGAGACUGCGCCCACAUUAGAAGCUAAACAAGCAGAAGCCGAUCACAUUCAAGCAGGAGAUAUUGAUGGUAAAUUAGAUUCUAAUCCUGCAGAUUUAUGCCGAGAUGGAGAUAGUUCAGAGAUCUGCAAUGCUGCUAAAUCCUUGCAGACAAAAUCCAUGGAAACAUCAGAGGUUUCGGAAGGCUGCACGUCUCCGAUGAAGAAGUCUAGUAGCCUAUCGCAAAAUGAUUCUAGUGAACCGCCCCUUGAAGAUGAAACUGGGUUCUCUGAAAUUUCACCAGGACCAGAAGACAAGAAGGAUCAGGCAGUGGUUUCAGAUGCUCUCUUGGACGAUGUUCCUCCUCACAAUUUGGAGUCGGUGGACGCGAUGUCAAGUGACGAAGGGGGCAAAUUCACAGACACGUCCUCAAUUGGAGAGCUGGCGCAAGCCGUGCCACUUAAUGAAGCAGACGUCUCUACCAACACCUCCGAAGAGUUCAAGAAUGUAGGGUCCACCUUAAGAAGUGGCCCGUUAACAGUCAACGAGGGCUCAGAAGCCACAGGAGGUGAGGCACUAAGUAUCGUUGAAUCGGCAAUAGGUCAAGACACAAGGCUAGAAGACCACUUGGAUGCGGGCACAAGGGAUGGUGCGGAUGGGCCAAGUUCCUUCAGACAUCUGCCAGGACACGAUGAUCGAAGGUUAGAAGUCGCGGAGCCAGCAUCAUCUACAAGUGGCGAUCGGGAGACGGAGGUAACUGAUGCCCAGCUGGGAGACGAUGCCCGCUGCCUGGACAUCAGAAACAUGGCAGCAGAAAGUCAGCGACAGGGCGCGGCAAUUAUCUCACAAAUCAGUAGCGAUGGCCAACUUAACACCCUCGACUCCUGCCGCGCAGAAUCACCAGGGCAGACUGUUGGGCAACACGAGGAUUUGUACUCUGAACAAGGAGACGUCAGCAAACAACCGGAAAUCCCGGAUGAUCAUCAGGAGGUUUGUGAGACAGUGCCAAGACCUUCUCAGUCCAAGGUGGAAGACUCAGUUUCUGCGGAGGAGCUGGUUCCUGUGGUCCUGCCUCUGUCAGAGACCGCUGAGACUUGGCCUCAAGACCUGGACAGCAACGUGUCCCAGUUAAUGGAUCACCUCGGUCCCGAUGGCCAAGGUCCCGACGUGCCCCAGUUAAUGGAUCACCUCGGUCCCGAUGGCCGCGCAGGUAUCACUCCACAAGACGUGGCUGUUGGUGACUCCGGGUGCCGUGGGCGGGCCAGGAAACGCAAGCGAUAUUAACCGCCACCUGUUGUCCGAGCAGCCAAAUGAAGAAAUCCGUGAGGCGCCAACAUCCUCGAAGGGAUCAGAGUCUGCGCCUGCAGCUGAAUUUGACCUAUCCACCGAUGAAUCCAAUAACACAACAUUAGAUGGAUCCAGGUCAGAAGAUGUUGAGGUAUGUGACCACCUUAUUAUACGGUCGGAGCCGACUUGCGAGCCUUCCUCUAUCUCUCCCGUCUGUCGAGGAGCACAAGACGUCAUUCGGGGCUCAAAGGCCGAUGAAGUCGCUGCAAAACAUGAGGUGGUGCUGGAAGAGUCAGCGGCGGAGGUUCCCGGGAACGUGGGCGAAAGAGCGGGAGAGAAGGACGCAGCGGAGUGAGACGUCAGAGUCUUGUCCGCGCCAGGAGGCCGUAGGUUCAACUUGCACACGAGGGCUUGCUGAUUUAGA